Molecule: messenger RNA, 2640 nt
Organism: Dermacentor albipictus
Lineage: Eukaryota; Metazoa; Arthropoda; Arachnida; Ixodida; Ixodidae
Product: endothelin-converting enzyme homolog
Biological process (GO): protein processing
Cellular component (GO): plasma membrane
Molecular function (GO): metalloendopeptidase activity
Source: RefSeq, a predicted model, not a curated record
CGCACGAGCCCAAAAGAAGAAAUCAUUCGUUCUUCGCCCUCCGUCACGUUCCAUAACGACCUCUACUUCACAGCCGGCAUGACGGUGGACAGCGCCACAGGCUCACAGGUUUCGAGGCCGCAGGGCGACGUGUCACCUAAAGCCACCGGUGACGCCCUCGGCUCCACGCUGACGUCACCAUGGUCACCUGACGAAAAGGGCGACGGCCAGGACGCGUACGACAGCAGUGACCUCGGAGAGGCCAGCACAGCAAGGAUUCUAUGCUGCCGGUACGGUCUGUUCGUGUCGGUCAUGAGUCUGCUCAUGGUGGCCGUGGGCUACGGCUCGCCGGCCAUGGUGCGCGCGUUCGCACUGAGCUGCACGGACCCCGGAUGCCUGGAGCCCAGCGCGGCACUCGAGCGCUCGAUAGCCGACGCCCAGGAAAACCCUUGCGACGACUUCUACGGGUUCGUCUGUGGAGGAUGGCAGAGGGAAAACCCGGGGGUCUCCAGCCACUUCCAGAGUCUGCAGCAGCGUGUCGCCACCGCGGCGAUCAUGAGCCUCGUGCUGGACGAAGCCGAGGGUGACCUCCCGUCGCACCAGGUGGCGCGCCUCUUCCAGCGCUGCGCCCAGGUAGCCUUCAACGAGCAGAACAGGAUUGACGAGCUGCGCGCCUUCCUCGACCGCUUCAACCUGAGCUGGCCUAAGCCGAUGUCGAGGUCCAAGCUCGACACCCUCGACGUCAUGGUGUCGCUGUCCCUAGAUUGGGGAGUGCCGGUGUUCUUCCACUUGAGCGUAGACCGGUACUUCAAGCGUCCUGGGUACCGCACUCUACACUUCGCCGGCAACCCGUACAUGCUCGAGUGGUUCAUGGCACGCAAUGCGCUCCAGGAGAGGGGCAUCCUUCUCGCUUACUUCGACCGCUUUUCGGUCAUCCUGAACGGCACAAGCGCGUCAAAAAGCACCGUGGAAGAGGUUCUCCAACUGGACAACCACGUGCUCAUGACAAUGGUGCCAUCUCUGGUGGAUCCGCGACCUGACACCGACCUAGUGUACAUCGUUAUGGAGCAGCUGGACUAUAUCACAGGGCCUUACCUGUCGACUGAUGAGUGGCUGCUAGUCCUAAACAGGCAUUUGCCCGUGGAGCUGGGUACCCGCGACGAGAUUUUUGUCAUGAACCGGCGGCUGCUGCGCCUCUUGGGUCUCCUCGUCGGCAACGUGGAGGACACCAGGAGUCUGCUUGCCUACGUCACCUGGCACGUGGCGCGGCACCUCGCGAGCGUGACGUCGUAUCCGCUGUCACGCGCCCAGUUCGCCGACGUGCCCGGCGCCGACGCGUCCACGCUAGGUUACAUGAUGGGCCGCUGCUACAUGGACGCCGACGCGGCGAUGCCGUUCGCAUUCGUGCACGUCUUCAACCGGCGCUGGCUGCCCGCAGAUUCCGUUCGCGACGCGAGGGGCGUACUGAACAGCAUCCGGGCCGUGGCCAACUUGACCAUGGCCUCGCUGUCCUGGAUGGACGCCGAGACGAAGCGCGGCGCGCUCGACAAGUUGGCCACCCUGAGCGCCAUCGUGGGCAGCCUGGAGAGGGCGUCCGGAGAAGACUCCCUGCGGACCCUCUACCCGUACGUGCCCGAACUGAGCGGCUCGUACCUGAACAUGGCUCUCGCGCUGCGCUCGGCGGAGUUGCGCCAUGCGAAAAAAUUCCUGCGCGUCAACGAAUCCUCAGUGGCAGCGGCGUCCGACGAAGUUAGCGUGCCGCUGACGCUCGUCAACGCGUUCUACCUGCCCGUGUAUCACGUGAUGGUCAUCCCGGCUGCCAUACUGUACCCGCCGUUCUAUGUCGCGGGCUACCCGGCGUCCUACAACUACGGCAGCCUGGGCCAUGUCGUGGGCCACGAGAUGACUCACGCGUUUGACCCGGACCUGGGACUGUACGGCCGCGACGGCCUACGGCACAAUUGGUGGACGCCCGCCUCGCAGGAGAUGUUCGAGCGCAAACUGAGGUGCCUGCGACGCCUGUACAACGAGAUACCCUGGUCCGGAGGCGCCAACUUUGGAGAGCACGCGCUGUCUGAAAACUUCGCCGACAGCGGCGGCAUGCUCAAGGCCUACAGAGCGUACAAGGCCAGUGCCAAAGAGCGUGGAAAGGUGCCGCCGGGACUCUCUCGGUUCAGCGACGAGCAGCUGUUCUUUGUGAGCAGCUGCUUCAAGUGGUGCGCCACCGAGGAGAAGCAGAACGCCGGCCGGUACUCCCCUCCUCGCCUUCGCUGCAACGUGCCGUUGCUCAACAUGCCGGAGUUUGCGCAGGCGUUUGAGUGCGGCGCGGGCAAGGCCAUGAACCCAGCUACUCACUGCGACACAAUGUGAUUAUGCGCAACCAGAGUAUAGACACGGCGACAUGGCAAAAGAGUUGUUUCCAUUCGCAGAGACUGUUGUGACGGUCACGUGACUGUCAAUAAUUCGUUCACACACGUACUUGGAAAUUUCUCUUUUGUGUGCUUUUGUUAUUCAUGCACAUUUUAAGUGUAGAUUAUUGCGACUUAAUGACGAGCACGUGUUGAAAAGUGUGGUGUACAUUGUGCUGGCUAGGGCCUUUUUAAAUGCAACGCACUUCGAUUUGUAUACAUAAAUGGAAGAGAAAAUUUAUUUAAUUGAGAA